AUGCAAGGCUUAGUCUUUGAGCCUCAGGAAAGCGCCCCGUAUGCCUUAAUCCCUCCCUACUCUGCUCUUUUUGCAGAUGAAUCUCUGGUCAUUUCCUCUGCCCGGUUAAAGGUGCUAAGGAGGCCCUCAGGGUUCGUAGUUAUGGGUGGCAAGUGGCACUGUGUGGGGGGUCUCACUCAAUGCGGAACGGAGGUGACGGGGCUAGGGGGCGGGGGUGCGGCGCCCCAGAGGCGAAGGCGGAGGCGCCAAGACGCCGCUCCUGGCCUCUCAGGAUACCAGCCGGCUACACGCAAGGUCGGGGGCAAGGCCGCGUGGCGGCUUGGAGCGGCGCGAAGGAAGCGAGAGCUGGCUGCCCAAGGGCAAACGGCUCUGGCGGCGCCAGCCUGGGGCGCUGCAGCGGGCGGGGCGUGCGCAGCGCCGCUCCCGGGAGAGAAAGAAACCUCCGCAGUGUCGCGGCCCGGCUGCGACCGGAAAACGGAGGGGGAAGAGGGAAAAGGAGAAGGAGGUUCGGGCAGAGGGAGGAGGGGAAGCAGAGGGGACGAGGAGGUGCGGAGGCGCUGGCAGGUACCUGGGCUCCGCCGCCCGGGUGUGUCUGGGUCGGGUCGGGGGCCCAGCAAAGCCCCGUCCAGUCCAGCCUGGGCAAACUGGGAGGCUGUCGGGUGCGCGCCAGCUACGCUCGCCUGCGUCGUGGAAAACCUAGAGAGCCCUACAGCGUCAGAGCUAAUCCUGGGCCGCCUCGAGGCCCCGCGGAGUUUUCGCGAACGCGCUGGGCGGUGCAGGGAUGCCCUGCUUGGGAGAGUGCAGGGUGGGAAGCGGGCACGCCCUGUUGGCAGCUGCCCGCGCUUGUGUACGUGUCUGCUGACGUGGAGAACUGUAGCUGUGGAAAGCCUGCGCCCCGGGGAGGGACGCGGGGGUGCAGUCGCGGCCCAUUAUCUGUGCCCGGGAAGUCCUGAAGGCUCUAGGAGUUGUCAGAUUAAACCCCCAGACCCACGAGAAAAUCCUGAAGCUUCGUUGUCUUUUGCUGAUGGAGCCUCUCUGAAGGGCAAAUUCAAAGUACAGCUGGAUACUGCAGCACUGGAGUGGGAACUUGUGGCUGUGGUUAUGAAGGAGCCUAGGCAGCUAUGCCUUUAGCUCCUGGUGAAGCAGUGCCAGUCACACUUUGCCAGUCAAACGGAGAGGCAGCAGUAGUAAGACCUGACCAAAUCAAACCAAACCAAGCAAACCACAGGGGAAUGGAGGUAGGUGAAGAGCGCCAAAGAGAAUCAUGGCUCACAACACUUCUAAACAUGGUACAUAUAUCAGUUCAUUUAAGCCUUAUGAUGACCCUAUGGGGUCAGUACUAUUAUCGUUAUUAUCCCCAACUGAGGCACAGAACAACUGUGUGACUAAGCAACUACUCAAUGUCACACCACUGAAGUGAUAGAAGUGCCAUUUUAACUUAGACAGCUGGAUCUGGGGUUUGUCCUCUUCACUGCUAUGUUAGCAAUUCUCAAACUUUCUGGUCUCAGAACCCCCUUGCAGUCUUAAAAAGUAUUGAGGACCACAAAGAGUUUUGUUUAUGUGGACUAUAUCUGUUGAUAUUUAUAGUAGAAAUUAAGACUAAAAACUUAAAAGAUAGUCAGUGUAUUUAAAAGUGAUAACCAACUCACAAUAUGCUAAUAUAAAUGACAUUUAAAGUGAAAAUAGCUAUGUUUCGCCAAGUACAAAAGGUUGAGAAUGGCAUCGAAGAAUGAAGAAUCAAAGAAUGAUAUCAUUUUAUAGUUUUGCAAACUUACGCACUAUACUGUACCUCUUUUGUUGUGACAGUGGUUAAGAAAAGAGGAAAUGAGAGAGACUAAAAUGUACAAGUGAGGGGAACUCAAGACCUGUCUCAGUGAGCCCCCCACACUCUUGUGUGUGGAAGAAAUGAUAACUAAAGAAUCGUCUGUAAAGUGUACAGCAGCAUCUGGAUUUUCAUGCCUGGUUUAAGCUUCAAUAGAUUGUUUGGAUUCAUUCUGUCUCUCUCUGUGUGGGUGUGUGUGUGUAUGAGCAUACAUACACAUAUUUGAGGUUAGGUAAAAAACUUUUGUCAUAAAAUAUAUGUAAAGUGGAAAGGAUUGUAGAGAUUAUCUGACAGUUCUUCUUUUUUUAUGGAUGAAUGCAUCUGAGGCCAGACAGGAAAAUGACUUAUCGCUGGUUGAAUUGCUGAUUAGUGGCUGGAUUGGAGGUAGAACCCAGAUCAUCUGCCUCUUCAUUCUACUCAUGUCCUGUCAUGGAAAUUAGUCAAUCCAAUUAUUAUUAUUAUAGAAGUCUGUUUUCACGAGAAAGUUUGUGAACUGACAACCAUAAAAUCUGUGGUAAAUUCACAGGCUUCAUCAAUGACAUUGUGAAAUAUUGACCCUCAGCUUCCCAGAUUGCAACUCCCCAAGUCUUGGUCUGUUUGCUGUUAGGAUUUGUUACAACUUCUUGCUUAUUGCCUUUUGUUACACAAGCAGUGCUGAAUAUGGGCUGGAUAUUGGAAAGAGCAUAAGAAAAUGAGAACCCACAGUUCUGUGAUAUGAGAACACUGAUUGGCCAGUCACUGUUAUCUUCAGGAUGUGCUUUUCUUAAGGAUGAACAUAUUUUGGUCCACAAGUUUCCAAGACAAGCACAUUCCUGCCAACAUGAUCCUUGGACAAGCUGUUCUGGAAUUUGAACUUGCUACUGGAAGAGGGUUAAGUCCAGGACACACACACACACAUUUCAGUGGGGGGCAAGCUGUAGUUGGCUAUGUUAGCACCUCAUUAUACAACAGUUUCAAGAUAAAGUGAUUCCAGAUGUGCUCUCAGCAAGUACCUAGUACUUACGUUUUUAACCCAUUAGGCUAAAAAUCUGCUUUCAGAAUUUGGGGGAAGCCAGAGUUAGUUAAUUAACUAGUUAUUCCUAGUUACUUCAUAAAGUUGAUUCUAAGUCGACUAUAAUUUGCAGUAUGUUUCAAGUUAGAGGAUACUCAUUAUAACCGUAUGAAACAUACAUAUUUAUAGACACAUAUAUGUAUUAUCACACAGACUUGCCUUUGACAAUGAUUAGAAGUUCAUUUGAAGUACUGGUUUAAUGAUCAUUAGGUUCCUUUGUCUCAGAAAUUUCAUUUAGAAACAUUAGGAAAAUAUAUAUCUAAGAAGUAGUAGUCUAGUUUCUUCUUACUGAUGAAGCUGCAGUGAUAGUCAUUGUGAUUCUGAAGCAUAAAUUUCAUGAGUAAGUCCUGGUUAAAAGGCUCCCUCCCUUGUUUAAAAAAAGCAAGAUUUGAAAUUUUUCGCUUUGUAACUUAAAUUUACAAAAAAGAGUUAAAGAGAAAAGAUGAUGAAUGUUUUCCUUGAUAAUUCAUAUUAUUGUUAGGAAUAUGGAAUUUUUGCCUCACUUGGCCCUAGAAAGUGGAGAGCUAAAGGUGAACAUUUCAUUUUGCUUUCAAAUAUUUUAAAUUUGUCUGCAGAAAUUAUGUUUUCUGCUGAAUACAAUGGAAGCCUUCUUAGCUGGUCUUACUUGAGAAUAUUGCAUCCUAGUAUGCUCUUUUGAUUUUAUUUUGCUCUACAGUAAAUUUUUAAAAAUUUAGGUAUGAUAUCUGGCAUCAAGGACAACACCAUUUAUUUGCCAAAGGCUGUAACCUAGGGCAUUAUACACUAAAUGGGAAUAUUGGCAAACAUAUUCUUCAGAGGUACCUGUUUUGCUGUAGGGCAGUACCUACAGCAAAGCAGUCUGGGUAUGAUGGACUCUGGAUCCAGACUGUUUGGUUUCAUUUCUGCUUCUGCUUUUUACUAGCCGUGUGCUUUAAUUUCAUGAAUGUGAAAGAUAAAUAAUAACUCAUGAAGAUUUAGUUAAGUCUGAACUUGUAAAGGAAGCACUUAGAACCAUGCCUGGCAUAUGUUAAGUACUUCGCAAGUGUUAGCUUAAACAAACAAACAAAUCUCAAAUUUUGUCUUUGUCAUGUCAGAGAGGCUAACAUCAAGUGAUGGCUAAAGCAGCAAACAGCUAGUUAAAUUUAAAAGGGAAAUGAUCUUUGGGAUUAAUUCUCUCUUGUGAAAAGUUUUCUAGAGCUUCCAUCUAGCUGUGGCUAAAGCUAGAGGACAAGAAGGUGAGGAAAGUGUGGCAGAGUGUAUGCCAUUGAUUAAAGAAAGGCCAGGACCUUGUUGUGUAACAGUUGUUUCUAUUAUUUCUAUUUCUAGAGAAAGACCCUUGGUGUUACCCGUCAGCAGGAUAUGGACUGUAGUCUUUUGUGUGGAUUGACAAACAUUGGUAGUUUAACAAUUUGAAGGGCUUUCUUUGCAGGAAAUGAAAAAGUUGUGAUUUUCCAUAAGUCAUUUAGAGAGUCACUAUUGAGCCAGCCAGGCUGGGCCUGCUAGUCUAUACAAUGGUUUUGUGACAAUUAGCCUUGUGCUGUUGCAGCAUUUCAGACUCAUGGAGCCUUUUGCUUAGAAGACCUCUCUUCCUUCUGGCUGACACAGCCCCAUCCCAGGGUGCAGGGCCUGACAAGUGGAGUACAGGCUGGAUUUCAGCCCUGACCACCCCCUCCCCCCAGGACAUGGUACAGCACACAAAUGGCACAUUGAAUGUGGUAGUCAUGAAGACAGGUUUUUGAAUUUUACUUUCUGUGCUUCAGCUCAGAAAAUAUGUUGUUUAUUUUAUUUUUCAGUCAUAGUCUACUUCAAUACUGGAACUGGGGAAGAGAUGGUUCAGUAUUUUUUGUCAUUGAAUCCAAUGGUUGAUUGUUAAUUAUUACUUAAGAUAAUCCACAAAUAUCCUGCUGACAGUCCAAGAUGGUUUUCUAUCAGAGGUUUUAUGAAGCCACUUAAUUUAGGGUUAAGGUCCUGCUGAACCUUACAGGAGUCUAAAAGCAAGGAGAAAGGCAUCAGAAUAUCACACCCUUUUAGCUGUAAAUCAUAUUUCUGUAAUGCUGUUGCUACUUUUUGUUUUACAUGCUCUUGCAAUUUAAGAUGAUGCAUUUUAUUUCCAAUGGUUUGCAAUCUGUAACUGAAAGACAGAAUGCUCGGAAAAGCCUCUGGCUAAAAACCAGUCUAUUGACAUAGAAUCAUGUCAGUAGUGGCCCCAGGAGAUGUGUGGGUUUUGGCCUGUCUUGUUUCUCAUCCAAUAUUUCUUUUCAGUAUUAUCACAGUUAAAUUCCUCAUUGGAUAUGCAAUAGAUUAAAAUCACAUUAAAGUUUGGACUUAAAACAAGCAUAGCAAAAAAUCUUGAUUCUUUGACAUUAGCUCCCAAGAUUCUUCUAUUAUGGUUUCAGUGGUCCUGAACUUUGGAAGAUGCUGAUCAGGUAAUAACUCUUCUGUCCCUUACAAGGAGGAUGUCACCUGUAAAAAGGCACUGAGAAGUUUUAUUGUCUCAAAUAUAUUUAUUCUGAUUCUUAAGAAAACUUGAAAUAACUUGUGUUGUUUUGUUCUUAUUUUUGUUUAGAAAUCUUUAAUUUUCAUUUCCCUGCCCUGAGUCUUUUCCAUUCUGAAAUGAGUACAAACUACUUUUUAGCUCAUACAUAGGCUCUAGAAACAGUUGUUUCGAUUGUUAAAUUUUUAUCUGACAGUAAUUAACAUGCACUUAAUACAUUAUGGUUUAUAAAGUACUUUUUCAAAUGCAUUACAUGUUUAAUAUCAUGAUCUUUUGAGAUGGACAUUACAAUUUUCUCCUUUUCUGCAAACUGGGAAACUAAAGCUCAGAGAUCCACAUACUGUGCUACCCAAAGAAUAUAGGAAGAGAACCAGACUUUUUACCUUUUAUUGAUUAAAAAAAGAGACGUGUCCUCACAAUUUCCAUGUGAUUAACCAGUCUCAAAAUUAUAAGACAUCCUUUUCUCACUUAAUUACAUGUAGUGUUGUUGCGGGACUUUUCGUUAGUUCAGCUGAAGAUGGGGUUCUUGUCACAGGGCAUUGAAAAUUUAGGCUCGCAGACAAUUUAAAGGGUGACUAAGGCAAGGUUUUAUUGGGUGAAAAGGAAGACAAGGGGAAAGGGAGACUCUUAGCAAAGCCAGAGAGUGUGCUUCUUGCCCCUGGGCUUCCUGCCUUGCAGACUGAAUCCCAGGUUUCACCCAGAAGGAGGAGGGGCCAGGCUCCUCCCUGCAGACUUCUGUGGCUCCACCCCAGUGUGCAGACCCGUAGGGGUUUUGCCGGGUAGCCUUUCCCACGUGACUGUCUCAGUGUAGUACAUGUGAUGUGGCCUAAAUUGGGAAAUACCUAAAUUAGUAGCUACCUGUGAAUUUGUCCUAACUUGGAGAAUCUUUUGAAAUGAUUUAAAAUUCUUUGGGUUUUCAGCUCAGACCACACACACACACACACACGAAUUAACAACCCUCAAGCAAAAUUAAUGGUAGUGCAUCUGCAGCUUUUCGAAGUAAUUGGAGAACCUUGAACCCCAGCUAAUUUGACAUUUUCACCUUUUCUAACUUUUUUUCAGAGUGUUUUGACAUUCAGGUCAAUUCUGAGCUGCUUUUAAGAGUACCCAGUGCCUAGUAUAGUAUAGGCAUUUAAUGCCUUUCAAAUAAAUGACUGAAUUGUUCACCAUAUGGGCAAAUGACAGUUUGUAAAUAAGUAUCCCUAAAUGCAGAGUACCUAAAUGCAAUACAAAUAGUAGUCACAUUAUGUUUAUUGUUUUAAACUAGAAGGUUUUGGCGUAGUCUGAAGUGAUAUUAUAGAACGAGCAAGAACUUUGGAAUCUGAAAAGAUCUAGAAUUGAAUCUUUACCUUAACAUUUACUGCUGGUUACUACACCUUCCUUAGGCAUUCCAAAUAACUUCUCUGAUCUUCAGUGUCUUCACCUGCAAAUUUGGGGUUAUAUUAUCUACCUUACAACAUCACUGGAAGGACCAUCUAAAUUAAUAUAUGCAAGGUAUCCUGCACAGUGCUUAAUUCAUAAAAUGUGCUCAAAGUUCAUGCAUUUUUAGAAUUUGUGUAUACAACUUUGUAGCCAAUUAACAGAGCCCCAAGUAACAGAUUGUGUAUUUUCUGAUUAACCUUUGUAUAUAAAAAUCCAGCUGUAUAAUCUGUAGUAUAAAAGACCCAUGGUAAUAGUGGCAGUUCAACAUGCCUGUUCUAAACUCUAUACAAAGAGUAAAGAGUCAAAAAUAGUUAAGAUAAUUUUGAAGAAGACCAAGGUACAGAUAUUUACAUUAAUAGAUCUCAAGACUUAUUAUGAAGCCAUAGUAAUCAAGGAAGGGUAGUGAUGGCAAAGGCAUAGACAUAUAUGCCGAUGGGACAGAAAAGACAGGAAACAGACCCACACACAAGUGGAAACUUGUUAUAUAUAAGAGGUAAUAUAGAAGAGUUUGAUGAUUCAGUAAUGGAUUCUGGUACAACUAGUUAUCCAUAUGGGAAAAAGUAAAAUUAUAUCCCUACGUCAUGCCAUGUACAAAAAUUAAUCACAGGUAGGUUGAAGACCUAAAUGUGAAAAGUAUAAUUUUUAAACAUCUAAAAGGAAAUCUUUUAUCACCUUUGAAUACCUAAGAAUUUCUUAAACAAUGUACAAAAAUAUAAACAUUAAAGAAAAAGAUGGAUAAACUUGACUGUGUUAAAAUUAGAAAUUUCUGGCCGGGCGCGGUGGCUCACGCCUGUAAUCCCAGCACUUUGGGAGGCUGAGGCGGGCGGAUCACGAGGUCAGGAGAUCGAGACUAUCCUGGCUAAUACGGUGAAACCCCGUCUCUACUAAAAAUACAAAAAAUUAGCCGGGUGUGGUGGCGGGCGCCUGUAGUCCCAGCUGCGCAGGAGACUGAGGCAAGAGAAUGGCGUGAACCCCGGGGGGUGGAGCCUGCAGUGAGCCGAGAUCACGCCACUGCACUCCAGCCUGGGUGAAAGAGCGAGACUCCAUCUCAAAAAAAAAAAAAAAAAAAAAAAAAAAAAAUUAGAAA
Messenger RNA from Symphalangus syndactylus (siamang), 7855 nucleotides. RefSeq lists its product as uncharacterized. Lineage: Eukaryota; Metazoa; Chordata; Mammalia; Primates; Hylobatidae. The record is from RefSeq and is a predicted model, not a curated record.